GGAAAGGCCAACCACGUCACGGAAAAGCCCUGUCUCUGAUCAGAUGGGCUUAAUAUAAACCAGGUUUCCUGAGAAAGAAUUAAAGAGGCAGCCCCAAAGCAGGAGAGGAUUUACUUCAGCAGAGCAGCUCAGCGUACCGCAGCCCACCGAGAGAGAAGGGCAGUGUGAGCGGAGGACCCGGCUGCCUGGAGGAGCCUGGCAGAAGGGUAAAAAAUGACCCUCAACAACGUUACCAUGCGUCGCACCCACAACAACAGCCUGCAGCAGCAGCAGCAGCGAUGGAGCAUCCCUGCUGAUGGAAGGAAUCUGCUGAUCCAGAAAGACUCCAACGAGUACCACCCGCAGAAGCGAUACACCAUCAGUCCUGAUGAAUAUUACAGAAAGAGCUGGUCCUCAGAGUCGUCUGACUCUGUCAUCUCCUCCGAGUCCGGCAGCAAUUGCUACCGGGUGGUGCUGAUCGGGGAGCAUGGCGUAGGCAAGUCCUCGCUAGCCAACAUCUUUGCGGGGGUGCAUGACAGCAUCGACAGCGACUGUGAGGUGCUGGGAGAAGACACAUACGAAAGAACCCUGAUGGUGGACGGGGAAAGUGCAACCAUUAUAUUGCUCGACAUGUGGGAUAAUAAGCGUGAGGGAGAAUGGAUUCGAGACCACUGCAUGCAAGUGGGAGAUGCAUACUUGAUUGUCUACUCCAUCACAGACCGAGCAAGCUUUGAGAAGGCCUCCGAACUCAGAAUACAGCUCCGCAGGGCACGCCAGAAAGAAGACAUCCCCAUUAUUUUGGUUGGCAACAAAAGUGACCUUGUCAGGUGCCGCGAAGUUUCAGUGGCAGAGGGACGAGCCUGCGCCGUUGUGUUUGACUGCAAGUUCAUCGAGACCUCGGCAGCCGUGCAGCACAACGUGAAAGAGCUGUUUGAAGGCAUUGUGCGGCAAGUCCGGCUCCGGAGGGACAGCAAGGAAAAGAAUGAGAAGCGGCUGGCGUACCAGAAACGGAGAGAGAGCAUCCCAAAGAAAGCCAGGCGGUUUUGGGGCAAAAUAGUUGCCAAGAACAACAAGAACAUGGCCUUCAAACUCAAGUCCAAGUCUUGCCAUGACCUAUCGGUACUUUAAGAACGCUGGACUCUGCCAGAGCUUGUGGCAUUUUGUGGACAUUAUCUAACUAUGUCGUGGGACAAUCAAUCAAUCUAUAUUAGAUUGGGCUAUCAAAGUGACUUAGGUUCACAGUUGUGAUUGUGAUGAUACGUGCUGGCAUAAGAACAGCACAGUGCAUGGAAAUAUCUCUCUUUUUUUGUUGGUAGUUUUAGAAGAGAAGUAUAGACCAGAAUGACCCAAAGUUAUUCUGGGAAGUGUUCUGGAAUAUACCUGUUGUUUCUCCUCUAACCUUUGGAUAAUAGCGUAAGAACCUCGAACCGUCAUGACUUGGGAAGUGAAUACUACAAUCUUUACUCUUUAUCCUUGUUAUUAUUAUUUCUUUUUAAAAACUGUGUAAAGAAUUGAUGAAUUGACUGGGGAUUGGUCCUUUGCCAGUUGGCUGGUCAGGCUUGAGCACCCACAGCUGAAAAAUCUGCAUUUUUGUAGAAUAGCCACCGAGACACUUUUUUUUUUUUUUAUUUCAAGGAUUGGUUUUAAUGAGUUUACACAUCUCUUACUUUCAAAAUAUUUAAAGGAAAAAUCCUAUAAUCAAACAAAUUUUCCUCUCAUUUUCAUAUUAUGGGACUGUUUAAAAAUCAUAGUAAAAUUAAAAUUAAAGUGCAAGUUGUAUCAAAGUGCAUCAAGUGCAGGAUGCCAAACCUUUAUAAAUCACCUGAGCUUUUUUAAGAAACCACAUGGACUUCUUGUAUCCAGCCUCGGCCUUUCUCUAUGCCAGAGCUACGCUGUAUUUAUUGUUGUGCAAAAUUACAAGCAUUUUAAUGUUGAGGGGAAACAUAUUUAUUACCAAGUUUCUUAAAAGAAUAAUAUUAAUUUUAUUACUGUUUUCUAUCUAAUAUCUUUUUCAGAUAUGCAAGUUUUUACUUACAUGCCUUGUAAUAAAAUAAAUAAAAUAUAUGACUGCUUUUGAGCCUC
This is a messenger RNA of Aquila chrysaetos chrysaetos, 2061 nucleotides long. RefSeq names its product GTP binding protein overexpressed in skeletal muscle (gene GEM). Gene Ontology annotation, biological process: negative regulation of high voltage-gated calcium channel activity. The record is from RefSeq and is a predicted model, not a curated record. NCBI's taxonomy places the organism in Eukaryota, Metazoa, Chordata, Aves, Accipitriformes, Accipitridae. Gene Ontology annotation, cellular component: plasma membrane. Bases 214 to 1107 code for a protein of 297 amino acids. The transcript has 5 exons. Gene Ontology annotation, molecular function: GTPase activity; calcium channel regulator activity; GTP binding.